Nasonia vitripennis (jewel wasp) is the source of this 1652-nucleotide messenger RNA. Its product is annotated as proliferation-associated protein 2G4. Bases 242 to 1396 code for a protein of 384 amino acids. The record is from RefSeq and is a predicted model, not a curated record. The transcript has 7 exons. NCBI's taxonomy places the organism in Eukaryota, Metazoa, Arthropoda, Insecta, Hymenoptera, Pteromalidae.
AAAUUUUGAAACUUUGUAUAGUAAAUCGUGGAAUAUUUGUUGUAACAUUGUGAUCGUGUACUCUAUAGUAUCUAGUCUUCAUGGUCAUACUUUGAAAUUUAAACUAACCUUUACUAUAUUAAUACAUUUGCUCACCGUGUUACCGUUAUUAUAGUUUGCACGUGCUUGUACUUUCUUUUUUGAUCCGAAAUUGUUAUAAUUGUUGUAAUAUAAUAAAUUUGCUUAUCAAAAUCAAUACAAUAUGGCUGAUAAAGACGAUGUUGAAAAAACAAUUGCAGAAGACUUGGUGGUAACCAAGUAUAAAAUGGCUGGAGAUAUUGUGAAUCGUGUUCUAAAGCAAGUACUAAAUAAGUGUAUUACUGGAGCUUCUGUAAGAGAAAUUUGCGAAUAUGGCGAUUCUUUACUUGUUGAAGAAACAAGUAAAGUAUUUAAGAAGGAAAAAGAUUUGAAAAAGGGCAUUGCUUUCCCAACUUGUCUUUCAGUGAAUAACUGCAUAUGCCAUUUUUCUCCGAUUUCAAGUGAACCGGAUCUUCAUCUAAAAAAUGAUGAUAUUGUUAAGAUUGAUCUGGGAGCCCACAUUGAUGGUUUCAUUGCAGUUGUAGCGCACACAAUUAUUGUAAACGCAUUAGCUGAUACAAAAAUUCAUGGACGAAAAGCUGAUGUAAUACUUGCUGCUCAUUAUGCUUCGCAAGCUGCUUUAAGGCUCCUUAAACCUGGUAUUGAGACUUACACUAUCACUGAAACUGUUGGACAAAUUUGUGAAUCCUAUAAAUGUAAACCAGUGGAAGGAAUGCUUAGCCAUCAGUUAAAACAGUUUAAAAUCGAUGGUGAAAAAACUAUAAUACAAAAUCCCAACGAUGCUCAAAAAAAAGAGCAUGAAAAAUUUACGAUGGAGAUGCAUGAGGUGUAUGCUAUGGAUGUCAUAGUUAGUACCGGUGAAGGAAUCGGUAAAGAACAAGACACACGAGUUACGAUUUUUAAGAAAACUGAAGAGACGUAUCAACUUAAAUUGAAGGCAUCUCGCUCAUUUUAUUCUGAAGUUUCUCAUAAACAUGGUCUAAUGCCAUUCAAUCUUCGUACAUUUGAAGACGAAAAGAAGGCUAAAAUGGCUGUUGUGGAGUGUGUUAAUCAUAGAUUAAUUGAACCGUUUCAGGUGUUGUAUGAAAAACAGAAUGAGUAUGUUGCACAGUUCAAAUUUACGGUAUUAUUGAUGCCAAGUGGUCCACAUAAAAUUACAGGUAUACCUUUUGACCAGGACUUAUACGCAUCAGAUUAUGCAGUGGAAGAUACUACUCUUAAAGCCUUAUUAAAUACUUCCGCAAAUCCAAAAUCUGCAAAAAAGAAGAAGAAGAAGGCUGAAAAGACUGCAGGAGAUGGACCUAUUGAAACAAGUUAAAAACAUGAAUUAAUAUCAAUGUAUUGAUAAUAUCAAUUCUUAUAUAAUUAAAAAAAAUAAAGGAAAAUUCUAUUUGUUUACCGAAUAUUAAAAAACAGGAAAAUUUUUCACCAAUGAAGCGUUGGAAUGUACUAUUAUGAUUAAGUGUUCUGUGAAACAAGCAUUGUCAAUCCUGCAUUACUGUUAUUCCGCAUUAAGUACGUAUACAAUUUCUCGUUUUUGGAGAAUAAAACACUACAUUACCUUACACUAAAAA